CGCAACGAGCCCCGAUCUAUUUUCAAGUGUGUUGCAGCAGGUUGUAAGCGGUCGUUUUGUAGAUAUGCAGCGUUUAAGGCUCACUUCUACCGCCAUCAUUACAGCACAAAGCCUGCUCAUGUUACAACCGUAGUAACAUUAAAAUGCACCGUUUUACUCUGUGAAUUUAAAUGUGAGGACAUGAAAUCACUGGUUGGUCAUCUAAAGAAGCACAUAAUUGAGGGACGCCAAGUGAGCUGUCCAGUUAGUGGAUGCAGAGGUGUCUUUACAGUAAAAUCAUCGCUAUCCUCCCAUAUGUCAAGGAAACACAAACAUCUUACAGUGAAUGAGAUUUGUGGUGCAAUGGAAGAUACCCAGAGCCACACUGAAAGUUAUAGCAUACCGGAGGCUGCCAGUCAGUCAUGUGAUGAGGACAUAACGAGCGGGUCCACUUUCAGUGACCUCUAUCUUAGAAAUGUAUGCCUGUUUUACAUUAAACUACAAGGGCAGCAUCUUCUUCCAGCAUCUACAAUUCAAAAUAUUGUUGAAGAGAUGCAGAACAUACAUCAGUUGGGUCAGACAUAUACUUUGAAUAGAGUAAAUACACUUAUACAUGGUAUGGCUAUUCCAGAGGAAGACAUUGUCAAAAUCUGUGACACAGUAAUUCAAUCUGACCUGUUCUCCGUUUGCCAUACAGGGCCUAUGAGAACUGCUUACUGAAGAGCACAGUGCUUUAAAGACAUUUUCAAAUAUGUUGAACCUAAAAAAGUGUUUUUGGGUAGAGAUGAAAACAGGACAGAGAGAUUUGCCUAUUAUAUUCCCGUACUGAAUACUUUAAAAAGUAUGUUGAAGUCUAGUUUUUGGCAGGGCCUCCUGUCAGUUAAUUAUAAUGACCUUCCCAGAACUGAUGUUCUCUGUGAUUGUUGCGAUGGCAAGGUCUUUAUGUCCAACAAAUUUUUUCAGGAAAACCCAAGUUGUCUCAAGCUAGUUUUAUACCAGGAUGCCUUUGAGGUUGUGAAUCCACCGGGCUCUGCAAAAAAGAAGCACAAAGUUUUGGCUGUGUAUUUCUCUCUACUCAACAUGUACCCCCAUGUCCGAUCAAAUACUGAUCAUAUGCAGUUGGUUUUGUUGUGUAGAGAAAAGGAUUUCAAGGACUUUGGCCACACUAAGGUUUUUUCAGACCUGCUUGCUGAUUUGAAAGUAUUGGAGGAGAGAGGAAUAACAAUGGUGGAUACAUCUGUGGUAAAGGGAGGGUGCUGAUCCAGCCAUUUGUGGACGAGAAUGGACACCUGAAACGUAUACAUCUGCUAUUGAACAGCUGGAGACUGAUGACACACCUGAGGUGCAUGGAAUAAAGUUUAGAUAUGGCAGAUUCUCAAAUCAUGAAGACAAUUCGUGAUGCGAUUGAAGCAGUGCUCCCUGAUCUUCCUCAUGAUGUCAUCAAGCUGCUGGAAAAUACGUUGGAGGCACUAGGUGUGCUUACCACAGAUGACUUGCCAUACAUCAAAGAAUCAGACUUGAAUCCAGUAGUAAAGCCCAUACAAGCCAGAAGACUUGUUGCUGCCUGGACCCAAAAUGUCUCAACCACUUCCACUCCAGUGAUGUGUUCUUCGCCAGUAUCUGUCCUUUACUCAUCCCCUUCGUCCUCGGUCAACCACUCACCAGCAUCAUCUGCUAUUGGGUCACCACCCUCAAGCUCUGCAGCAUUUCAAACAGAAGAUGUUAUUGAACACAUCAAGUCCACCUUUUACACCCAGUGUAAAGAAAUCAACAAAGGUACAAGCAUCGAAACACUAUGCAGAGAAUGGCCAUUUUUGUUUAUCCAAGCUGGCAUGGCAGAACAUUUCCAGCAACUGACUGGCGUGAGUCUGACUGGGUCCUUCCAUGAGAAUGUGGACAAAAAGGGGGAGCGCCUUUUAAACUUCCUGAAAACUGGUGAUUCUCGAAAACACAAACCAGUCCUGAAUGCUCUUCUCAAGCUUCAAGCUGAAAGGAAUCAGUCAAGUGGUUGCUCAGAGGAAGUCAUAGAGAUGGUUCUUCUUAUGGCUCACUUUGGUGAGAAUGAAGCACAUCUGUUUCAUUGUGUUGAGGAGACGAGCCUUGCCAAGGAAGUUCAAAUGAAGGAUGUGCCAUUAACACCCUGUCUUAUUGUAUGUGGAUCCUCCUGCUUUGUUGCCAAGACGUUCAUGUUGAGCAUUGACCAAAAGGUUGUUAAUGACCACAUCACCUCCUUUUCGUCUGCCAUGUGCCUGUUGUUUGGGAGUUACUACUGUUUCAACAUACACUACCCAGUGGAACUAAGAUCAACACUUGAGUUCCUCCAAAGGUGUUUCUUCUCCAUAAAUCCAGAGAGAGGGACCAAGGUUGAGCAGAAAAAGAAAAAACUGUUCUCAGUCAAUCCCAGAGUCCUGACUCUUAUCUCUGCCCUUGCGGAUCAUGAGUGGAUCUAGAUCAACUCCCUAUGUUUCCAAAAAGGUAUGCACUGUUUCACACCUGACUUAUGUAUAAAUAAA
Solea senegalensis (Senegalese sole) is the source of this 2492-nucleotide messenger RNA. RefSeq lists its product as uncharacterized. NCBI's taxonomy places the organism in Eukaryota, Metazoa, Chordata, Actinopteri, Pleuronectiformes, Soleidae. The transcript is spliced from 6 exons. The coding region runs from base 1344 to 2429 and encodes 361 amino acids. The record is from RefSeq and is a predicted model, not a curated record.